CCGCUCACUAAGUUCCAUUACACAGACAGUUACAGAAAAGCCGAAGAGAGCAGGAGCCACCGGAGUGCUCCUUUUAGGCCUCUUUCAGAAGCGGACGGUUUCUGUCAAAAAGUUCUAUAUCGUGUCGCAACGAGACGUCGUGUUGGUGAGUUCGAUCGCGAGCAUCGUUCGUACGACAGAAACGAGCCACGUGAGGAAAAAGCCGAGGCCUCUUGCGUGCCUGUCCACCGUACUGCGGGCGGAUUUUUGGAAAUUCUACUCACCACGCUGCGUGACAAGCAACGACUUGGAUCCUUUUUUCUCGCAUACACAAAUUCGAGACAACGAGGCAAAAUGAAACUCCUCGUCAUUUUGGCAACAGCGCUCUGCGUGGUUUCGGUCAGCUCGAGCCCACUCUCCGAAGGAGAUCGCCUUCAAUCCGAGGAACUGAAUCGGCUGAUGAUGAACGAAGCCGACGACGAGGCCGCACAAAGGAACAAACGGACGAUCGGUAUCCUGCGAGAACUAUUCCCCGACGUUUCUCAGAAUGUGAACCGAGAGGUGGAGGACAAGGUGAACGAAGUGGCAGCCGAGUCGCAGAACAACGAGGUCAAAGUGCAGUUCGCGGACGAGCAGGGCAACGAGAGCGCGGCGCCGCCGUUGACGCCCCUCGAGGAAGUGGAGGCCGAGGACGACGAGAAUAGAAACAAGAGGUUCCUCUCCGGCCUCGGCGGCUCCAGCAGCUCCGGCAACUUCGUCUUCGACAUAAUCAGGCAAGCGGCCGACGGGGCGGCAAGAGCGGCGGGCACGGUGUACCGUGUGGUGGCAGGUACGCAGAGCCUAGGGCUCGGUUUAAGCGCCUCUCGGGACUUGGGCCCGGUUCCCCAAGGUGCCGCCCCUGCUGCCGCUCCAGCUGGUUCCUCGACCACGGCGGGAUCCUCGACCAGCGCAGGAGCCGGCAACCUACCACCGCUGGUGGCCGGAAGCGGUGGCGAUGCCUCGGCCGGGAAGAGCGAGGAACCUCAGGAAGCGAUUCCAGGACCGGUCACCAGGCUCUUCGUCAUAAUGAACAGAGGGAUCUCGAAUCUCGUGCAGGAUCUCAUUCUUCGCCUGGCAGCCACGAGCGAACGGAUUGUCAACUUCAAGGCGAGACUGAUCACGUCCAUCAUCUAGAGCUGGCUGAAAUGCGACAGCGAUAAGAUGUCCAAGUGUGAGAGCGAAGAUCCGAUCCUGGAACGCUCGGCAGCCACGUGAGAGCCGUGAUUAUCGAGCAGGAACACGGGUACGACGUUGGCAACGUGAUCACCGUUGCCCCCUUGUCCCCGAGAUCCAAAACGCCUCGUCGAUGCUACCAAAUUGUCCUCGUUAAGCUAAAUAACGUAACCUCGCGACUUUCAGUUCAUACGUCGAACUGCCUCUGUCCUUCCCCUUUGUUCUGCUUCGCUUCCUUUAGUCUUUCACUUUCUCGUCUUCUGUCUCGCAUUCUCCAACGUUCUCUUUUUCUCUUUAAUACUUUUUCCUCUUUACGAUAUACACCAUAGAUUCUCCUUGAUAGCGGUUAGCGAGUUACCGAGAUUCAUUUUACUCGAACUUUCGUCCAAAAUUCGACACUUUUUUUUCUGCGCGACUUUCCUUGAAAUCUCAAGUAUUUUAUACUUGUUGCGAAUAUUAUAUUAUUAUAUUUCGAUGUAAUUCCAUUAAAAAAAAAAAAAAAAAGAAAGCGACCUAAGAUCGAGUAAAAUCUGACGAAUAAAUGUAUAUAGUUGUUUCUGAAACGCAACUGUGCCAAGCAUUGAUUAUUUCUUCCCUCUCGCGUCCAUUUACGCGUAAAAAAAGUGUUCUCCCUGUUGAGCAGCCUGCGUUUCCUUGUCCGUUGGAUUACCAACCUACUGUAGCGACUACGAUGACCAUUUGAUAAAAGAAUUCCACAAACCUUGUAUAAUAUGAGCGUAGAAAUUGAAAUUUAUUCGACCAUUUUUAUGUCGCAUACGAAAUAAAAUACUAUUCUCAGAGCUCCGGAAUAGAUCGUCCAAUAUCCGUACAAGUGUAUGUCCAUCUUCGAAUUGGAUGUAUUGUUUCACUUAUUGUAAAUCGUCCCUUUAAUUAUUUUGUAGUGUAAAUAAAUAAAUAUUAUUAUCGUAA
This is a messenger RNA of Frieseomelitta varia, 2121 nucleotides long. RefSeq lists its product as uncharacterized. The transcript has 7 exons. Lineage: Eukaryota; Metazoa; Arthropoda; Insecta; Hymenoptera; Apidae. Bases 334 to 1152 code for a protein of 272 amino acids. The record is from RefSeq and is a predicted model, not a curated record.